This is a messenger RNA of Melanotaenia boesemani (Boeseman's rainbowfish), 1973 nucleotides long. RefSeq names its product protein unc-119 homolog B-like. Lineage: Eukaryota; Metazoa; Chordata; Actinopteri; Atheriniformes; Melanotaeniidae. The record is from RefSeq and is a predicted model, not a curated record. Gene Ontology annotation, cellular component: cilium. The transcript has 4 exons. The coding region runs from base 282 to 1037 and encodes 251 amino acids. Gene Ontology annotation, biological process: cilium assembly; nervous system development; lipoprotein transport. Gene Ontology annotation, molecular function: lipid binding.
UUGGAAUUAGCCAGUCCUUGUUUUAGAUGAGCUGAAGGGUUGUAUUAUCGCCCCCUGCUGGACGUUUAAAUAAAGCGCUUCGCGCCCUCAGGCUUGCUGAACGAGUUGCCAUGGCAACUGUACAGCAUGCGCUUACAAAAACAAGAGCUUGACCGUUCGCCGACAGUUCUCUCGACAUUCGACAUCUGCGACGCCAUCUUCCUCUUCUUCUUCCACCGUUUAUCAAGGUGGGAAAACAGCAGGCGCUCGUUAAGACGAAGAGAAUCCCAGGACAAUCAGGUAUGAGCGGAGCCAAAGCCCGCAGCGACGCUCCUGUUGCUGAAAAUGUCUCUGGCGGCGGGCACAGCGCUGCGGCUCCUUCACGGGACCGCAAGCCCGGCGGGGGGGUCCUGAAGAGGUUUAAGUCCCGACGGAGCCAGGUGGACAGCAGGCCCGUGACGGAGGAAGACCUGCGGACGCAGAGUGGACACAUCACGCCAGAAGAUGUGCUGGGACUGCGAGUAGCUACGAGAGGAUACCUCUGUAAACCUGAGGACAACAUUUUUAACAUCGACUUUGUACGCUUUAAGAUCCGAGACCUGGAGACCGACACAGUCUUAUUUGAGAUUGCUAAACCACCACACCCAGAUGAUGAAGAGGAAAACAGAGAGGGAGAUGCCAGUGCGGGCCGAUUUGUACGCUACCAGUUCACACCGGCCUUCCUGCGACUGAGGACUGUGGGAGCUACAGUGGAAUUCACUGUUGGUAAUCGGCCUCUGAACAACUUCCGCAUGAUUGAGAGGCACUACUUUCGAGAUCAUCUGCUAAAGAGCUUUGACUUCGACUUUGGUUUCUGUAUCCCAAACAGCCGUAACACCUGUGAACAUAUCUAUGAGUUCCCUCAGUUAUCAGAGGGCCUGGGUGAGUCACGUUUUAAAAUCAACACCUGCCUGGCUCUUCCUUGUCCAUGUUAUGGCAGUAUCUGCAUGUACUGGUUCUACAUGAUUCAAGGAGAAGGUAGCUCACACCUUUUGUUGUCUGUUCCCGCCCUUUGCUAAUAGUAGUCCACUGAUGCAGGUUUUUUUUUAAGCUACAAUUAUACAAGCUGCUUCAUUUUAAUCAGUCAAAUGGUAUAGAUGCAGACAACUAUACAACAUCGAUAAGAUAAUUAAAAGUAAGCAUCAAGUAGCACUUUAACAUCAGUAAGCAUAGAGGAGAGUCAAGUCCUGCUGCUGCUGAUUGUCAUUUACUGGUUUACAAAUGAGUUCAUCACAUCAAUGCUGGAAAAGAGAGGAGCAACAGUCGCAAAGCAGGUUCAAAGAGUACGAAAUGAGGAGGGACAGCGGCGGCCUUCAAAAGACUGUAGAUGGCCACUGAGGAGAUCAGAGAAUAAAGGCUUGUUUACAGGUUGCUUGACAGCAGUGUUCUGUCGCACAAAAAGACACAUCCAAACCUCAGAAAAUGUCAAAGUUGCCUUUCGGCUAAAUAAGUUUGUAUUUGUGCAUUGAAGAGAUCCACAGCCAGCAUGAGUAAUGAAUAUAGAGGAGGCAAAUUGUAAAUGGACUGUACUUAUAUAGAUCUUUUCUAGUGACGAUGCUUUUACAUUACAUUCACACAGACAUUGAUACAGCACUUCUAUUGUUAUGAUACUAAGUGCUUUUUAACCUAUCACACACAUUCAAUUUAUUACAUUCACAUAGACACACCGGGAGGCAACGUGGGGUUCAGUGUCUUGCCAAAGGACACUUUAGCAUGUAUCAUGGGAAGCCUGGAAUCGAUCCACCGACUUCCUCGUGAACUACAGCCAACAACUUGAGUUUAUUGUCUUUUUAUCCUCACAGCCACGCUACCUAAAGGCUGCAGCUCAUAAACACCCUGAACUCUGAAAAAAGAAGAAACAAGCAAAAUACAGGCGGAAAGGGCAGAAAAAUACAGCGUCACGAUUAUUGGUUUCUGAGAUGACUGAGAUAGACUAGCUUCAGUCCAUAUGUUUU